AUGGAGAAGACCUACUCGCUGACGGCCCACUACGACGAGUUCCAGGAGGUGAAGUGUGCCAGCAAGUACAACAGCGGCACCCUGCCCAACGGCUUCAACCUCCAGCUCGGGGCCGGGGCCAAGAAGCCGCGCCGGGGGCUGCCACGCUGGACCCGGCGUGAGAUCUGCCUGCUCUCGGGGCUGGUCUUCGCGGUGGGCCUGUGCGUCAUCCUGGGCUGCGUGCUGCUGCUCAAGUACCUGGCCAUGGAGCGCGCCGCCUACUGCCUGGAGGACUGCCAGGAGAAGAAGGCCUUCGUCAAGGCCUCCCUCUUCAUCGCCAACAACAUUGACCCCACCAUCGACCCCUGCAAGGACUUCUACUCCUUCGCCUGCGGCAGCUGGCUCCACCGCCACAGCAUCCCCGAGGACAAGCUCCACUAUGGCAUCAUCGCCACCAUCGGCGAGCAGAAUGAGGAGAAGCUCCGGCGGCUGCUCCAGCGGCCCGUCCGCAGGGGCUCCCGGGCCUCGGCCGAGAGGAAGGUCAAGGAGUUCUUCCGCUCCUGCCUCGACAUGGGCGAGAUUGACCGCCGGGGGCCGCGGCCCAUGCUGGAGGUGAUCGAGGACUGCGGCGGCUGGGACGGGCCGGCCACGGGGCGGCAAGCCCGCUGGGACUUCAACGAGCUGCUCUACAAGACCCAGGGCAUCUACAGCACGGCCGUGCUCUUCUCCCUCACGGUCAACCUGGAUGACAAGAACUCCUCCCGCUACGUCAUCCGGAUUGACCAGGACGGGCUGACGCUGCCCGAGCGAACCCUGUACCUGGGGCAGGACGAGGAGAGCGAGAAGAUCCUGGCGGCGUACCGCCUGUUCAUGGAGCGGCUGCUGGGCCUGCUGGGAGCGGAGCAUGUGGCGCAGAAGGCGGAGGAAAUCCUGCAGCUGGAGCAGAGACUGGCCAACAUCACGGUCUCAGAGUACGACGACCUGCGCAGGGACAUCAGCACCAUGUACAACAAGGUGACGCUGGGGGAGCUGCAGCGCAUCACGCCCACCCUCAAGUGGAAGCGCCUGCUGGAUCGGAUCUUCCAUGAUAACUUCUCCGAGGAGGAGGAGGUGGUGCUGCUGGCCACCGACUACAUGCAGAAGGUGUCGGAGCUCAUCCGCAGCACGCCCAGCAGGAUCCUUCACAACUACAUGCUGUGGCGCAUUGUGGUGGUGCUGAGCGAGCACCUCUCCACGCCCUUCCGCGACGCCAUACAUGAGCUCUCCAGGGAGAUGGAGGGCACCGAGAAGCAGCUGGAGCUGGACAAGAUGUGCCUGAGCCAGGCCAACAAGCACUUCGGCAUGGCCUUGGGGGCCCUCUUUGUGGAGGAGUAUUUCUCCUCCUCCAGCAAGGCCAAGGUGCAGCAGCUGGUGGAGGACAUCAAGCACACCCUGGAUCAGCGGCUGGACGAGCUCGACUGGAUGGACGAAGAGACCAAACGCGCGGCUAGAGCCAAGCUCCAGUACAUGCUGGUGAUGAUCGGGUACCCGGACUUCCUGCUGAAACCGGACGCCAUCGAUAAGGAGUACGAGUUCGAAGUCCACGAGAAGACGUAUUUCAAGAACAUCCUCAACAGCAUCAAGUUCAGCAUCAAGCUCUCGGUGAAGAAGAUCCGGCAGGAGGUGGACAAGUCUGCGUGGCUGCUGCCCCCCCAGGCCCUGAACGCCUACUACCUGCCCAACAAGAACCAGAUGGUGUUCCCCGCCGGUAUCCUCCAGCCCACGCUGUACGACCCCGAGUUCCCGCAGUCCCUGAACUAUGGUGGAAUCGGAACCAUCAUUGGGCACGAGCUGACCCACGGCUACGACGACUGGGGGGGCCAGUACGAUCGGCACGGGAACCUGCUGCACUGGUGGACGGAGGCCUCCUACAGCAAGUUCCUGAAGAAGGCCCAGUGCAUCGUCAACCUGUACGACAACUUCACCGUCUACAACCAGCGGGUGAACGGGAAGCACACGCUGGGGGAGAACAUCGCCGACAUGGGGGGGCUCAAACUGGCCUACUAUGCCUAUCAGAAGUGGGUGCGGGAGCACGGGCCGGAGCACCCCCUGCACCGCCUGAAAUACACCCAUGACCAGCUCUUCUUCAUUGCCUUCGCCCAGAACUGGUGCAUCAAGAGGCGCUCGCAGUCCAUCUACCUGCAGGUGCUGACCGACAAGCACGCCCCGGAGCACUACAGGGUGCUGGGCAGCGUCUCCCAGUUUGAGGAGUUCGGCCGGGUCUUCCACUGCCCCAAGAACUCGCCGAUGAACCCAGCGCACAAGUGCUCCGUGUGGUGA
This is a messenger RNA of Emys orbicularis (European pond turtle), 2298 nucleotides long. RefSeq names its product endothelin converting enzyme like 1 (gene ECEL1). NCBI's taxonomy places the organism in Eukaryota, Metazoa, Chordata, Testudines, Emydidae. The transcript has 17 exons. Gene Ontology annotation, molecular function: metalloendopeptidase activity. The record is from RefSeq and is a predicted model, not a curated record. Gene Ontology annotation, cellular component: plasma membrane. The coding region runs from base 1 to 2298 and encodes 765 amino acids. Gene Ontology annotation, biological process: protein processing.